Messenger RNA from Umbelopsis ramanniana AG, 859 nucleotides. RefSeq lists its product as uncharacterized. The transcript is spliced from 4 exons. The coding region runs from base 19 to 756 and encodes 245 amino acids. Gene Ontology annotation, biological process: Ras protein signal transduction. The record is from RefSeq and is a predicted model, not a curated record. Lineage: Eukaryota; Fungi; Mucoromycota; Umbelopsidomycetes; Umbelopsidales; Umbelopsidaceae. Gene Ontology annotation, cellular component: plasma membrane. Gene Ontology annotation, molecular function: GTPase activity; GDP binding; GTP binding.
CCUGUUUGCUGGAAUGGAAUGCACUCGGUUGAAAUUUUCAUUGACAGCGAAAGAGCUUCAAAACCACGUGGGACUGUCACAAUUUCAUUGACCAGGUUCCGUACAAGGUGCGCUAUUUGCAAUUCGGCUUUGAAUUGCUCGCUUGGCGAACUCAUUAACCUACUCCAAACAAUGGCAAAGAAAUCUAAACAUUCCAUACCACUACACAAAGUUAUCAUGGUCGGCUCCGGAGGAGUUGGCAAGUCUGCUCUUACACUACAGUACAUGUACGGAGAUUUCGUUGAGGAAUAUGAUCCCACCAAAGCAGAUUCGUAUCGCAAGAAGACAGUAUUGGAUGGGCAAGAAUGUCAGAUCGAUAUCCUGGAUACGGCUGGCCAAGAAGAAUAUGCCGCUAUUCGGGAUAACUACUAUCGCUCUGGUGAAGGCUUUCUAUGCGUUUUUUCAGUUUGCGAACAGGAGUCAUUGGAGCAUACACAGGAGUUUAGGGAUCAAAUUGCACGUGUGCUAGAUGACGAUACGGUACCUUUCAUUUUGGUCGGUAACAAGGUCGAUUUGGAACAUCUUCGUAAAGUUACCUUCAAUGAUGCCGCUGCACUAGCAGAUGAAUGGAACUGCAAGUACAUAGAAACAUCUGCUAAAACUCGACAAAAUGUUGAUGAGGUGUACACUGAGCUCAUGCGACAAAUCCGUAAUCGUAAGGCAAAGCAAGAAAAAUUAGAAGGCAAAUCAAGCUCCGGAAAAUGCACCAUUCUGUAGAUAAAUUCAAUCAACACAGCAAACGAAGAGAAUGCUCUUGCACGAUUGGCUGCCUUUACGUUUAAAUACUUUCAGCUCAUUUCCUCCCUGCUGCCAUUAUCUU